This is a messenger RNA of Malassezia restricta, 1344 nucleotides long. Its product is annotated as acid phosphatase. The record is from RefSeq and is a predicted model, not a curated record. NCBI's taxonomy places the organism in Eukaryota, Fungi, Basidiomycota, Malasseziomycetes, Malasseziales, Malasseziaceae. The transcript has a single exon. Gene Ontology annotation, molecular function: phosphatase activity. Gene Ontology annotation, biological process: dephosphorylation. Bases 1 to 1344 code for a protein of 447 amino acids.
AUGGAUGUAAGGACGUCGGUGGCGUCGUCCUCCUCCGUCCCCCUAGGGCGCGGCGAGAUCUCGUCAUCUCUUGGUUGGGUACCUCCGCCAGAGCAGUUAGACCUUCUUCAAGUCAUUUAUGUGUUGCGGCAUGGUGAAAGAACACCCGUGCGUCGGCGGCUCACGUCCGCCGAGCCGCCACUACCGCACCGCUGGAAUUUGUGCCAUGCAUCUCAGGUGUUCGGGCAGAGUGUGAUGCAGCAUACAGGCUCUGACGUUGGCUUGCCACAUGGCAAGCCCCACAUACCCCGCCGCAUUGAGUUCACCGUGCACAACGAUGCCCCCCAAACCGGCGAGCAUGGCGACUGUCUGUUGGGUGAGUUGACAGACAAGGGGCGCAAGACGAUGCAGCAUAUCGGUGAGGCGUUGCGUGCGCGCUAUUUCGAUGCAGAGCAUCUUCUUCCUCCGAACCUUGCGAAAGAAGAUGCGCGUUCCUUGUAUCUUCGGAGUACGCACAUGAGCCGCACAAUCCAGAGCCUCGAGGAGUUGGUCCGAGGGCUUGUUGGACCGAAUGCCGUGUCUACGCCAGAGAUUCUUGUGCGGAAUACCUUCGAUGAGGACUUGCUGCCUAACCCACGCAAGUGCCCAAAGUUAGGUGUAUUGAUGCAAAAGUUUGCUGACCUGGCCGUGGACGUCUACAACCCCCGGCUGGCUAAAUAUGAUGAUGUGGUUGCGCCGCUGGACGGGGGUGCUGCUCCGAGGCUUAAUGACGGGCCACGACUAAGUGGGCUCUUUGACACCAUGCGCUCCGCUACUGCGCAUGGCAUUCAACUGCCUCAGUCGUUGGAAAAUCCAGAGCUGCAGACGCUUAUGGAACACGCUGUGCUGGACGAGUGGUUCGGAGGUUACGCUUCCCGUGAUCCAGAUGAGCGGCGGCAGUACCGUCGCAUGGCGCUGGGUACGUUCUUCGAGAGCCUGUGUGAUACCUUUGCUCGGCGUGCGACGUUGGGCGAUGCGGACCCACGCCGCAUGUCGAUAUUACUCGGUCACGAUGCGACACUGGUCGGAAUGACGCAUAUGCUGGACGUAUGUAACCACCGGUGGCCAGCGUUUGGUGCAGGAUUGGGCCUGGAGCUCUUCCGCGAUCGCUCGAGCACCGAGCCAGUAACGGCGCAGCAUAUGCCUGGAUACUAUGUGCGGUGCCGCUAUGGUGACGAGGAGCUCCGUCUGCCUGGAUGCCAGGCACCUGGCAAGCAUUGGAGCGGACGCCCUGAACUCUGUACAUUGGAUGCAUUCCGCGAAAUUGUGGUCGACAGAUUACGGCACCCACAGGGACUAACGAUACAACAGGAAUGUACUAUGUGA